Messenger RNA from Vigna angularis (adzuki bean), 1862 nucleotides. Its product is annotated as transcription initiation factor TFIID subunit 13. Lineage: Eukaryota; Viridiplantae; Streptophyta; Magnoliopsida; Fabales; Fabaceae. Gene Ontology annotation, biological process: transcription by RNA polymerase II. Gene Ontology annotation, molecular function: protein heterodimerization activity. The transcript is spliced from 11 exons. The record is from RefSeq and is a predicted model, not a curated record. The coding region runs from base 1301 to 1711 and encodes 136 amino acids.
GAUAAUUCACUGAAUAUUUUAUUUCAUUAACAAUAAAAAUAUACAGAAGUAUAAGAUAAGGAGGCACGGGAGUUUUAAUCUGCAGGAAUUAGAGUGCCUAGAACCACUUGGUCGAGAGAGUGUUUGUGAGAACAGGUGAACAAGUUGCUGGAAAUUUUCAAGGUUAUAGGAGAAUUCUGGUGGUGCAAGGAAAAGAAAUUGAGAGGAACCCAAGAUACCCUGAAGAUAACAGUAUAAGCAUUGACCUAUAGCAAUGAGCAGCUCUGCUGCUGGAACCUCAUCAAAACCAAGAGCAACUUCCUCACAACCAUCAAAAACUUCAUCCAAGCGCAAAAGAGGAGUUUUCCAAAAAGAAUUGCAGCACAUGAUGUAUGGCUUUGGAGAUGAUCCUAAUUAAAGAUCUUACUUUCCCCCAAUUGGUCACUGGAGAGGGUUCAGAUGUCUGAACGCAUCGACGCUAGCACAUAUGACUAGUCACAACUACUGGACCAGGCCAGGGCUGCUCUAUGAUCAGGGAUGUGCCAACUCAGAAGUAUAAGAUAAGGAGGCACGGGAGUUUUAAUCUGCAGGAAUUAGAGUGCCUAGAACCACUUGGUCGAGAGAGUGUUUUUGAGAACAGGUGAACAAGUUGCUGGAAAUUUUCAAGGUUAUAGGAGAAUUCUGGUGGUGCAAAGAAAAGAAAUUGAGAGGAACCCAAGAUAUGAAAUAAAUUGGGCUUCUAUGCUGACUGGACUGGCACUGGGUUGCUGAAAUUGGGUGCUACAAGUGGAAAUUUGAACGUUGCUGCUGCAUUGGAGAAUUGGGCCACUUGAGCUGCCACUGCAUUAGGCUGAAAGUGAAUUGGGCUGCAUGGGCUGAUUUCAAUUAAUUGGAACGGCGCCGUUUUGGAGGCUGGCAGCUGCAGUUCCCUUGGGGGUCUUCGCGUGCGUAAUUCAUUUGGGGAAAGAAUUCAAUGUGCUUGCAUUUGGAGAGAAGAAACACUUAAGCUAGGGCUUGUGCGAGAGAAGCAAGGGAGAAGAAAAGCUCUCGCCACUUACCCAAAGAAGAACCUGACCGGUGGAGCUGAAGACGUGACCGGAGCGCGAUCCUCGCCAGAGAAGAAGCUGACCGAAGCUUAAGUGGAUCGGAGGGUUUAGAGCGCACAGCUUUUGGAGACCGUUGGAUCAAGGUGAAGCUCGAAGCGUCACAACAAGGAUAGAACCUACAAACUGCAUUGAAAGAUCCAAAAGUAUCUUCAAUCUCUCCUAUUCAUUAACUCCAGAUACCCUGAAGAUAACAGUAUAAGCAUUGACCUAUAGCAAUGAGCAGCUCUGCUGCUGGAACCUUAUCAAAACCAAGAGCAGCUUCCUCACAACCAUCAGAAACAUCAUCCAAGCGCAAAAGAGGAGUUUUCCAAAAAGAAUUGCAGCACAUGAUGUAUGGCUUUGGAGAUGAUCCUAAUCCGCUUCCUGAAAGUGUGGCUCUUAUGGAGGACAUUGUUGUGGAAUAUGUCACAGAACUGGUUCAUAAAGCCCAAGAUAUCGGAUCUCAAAGGGGGAAGCUAUCAGUUGAGGAUUUUCUCUAUUUGAUUCGCAAGGAUUUGCCGAAACUUAACCGCUGUACAGAACUACUGUCUAUGAAUGAAGAACUGAAACAAGCAAGAAAGGUUUUUGAAUCAGACGAAGAGAAACUGAGGAAAGUUUUUGAGGUGGACGAGGCAGUGGAAGGAUGAGUAACGGAUAUUACUGAAAAAUGCACUAAUGUUGGUUGUAAUAUGUUUAGUUUUUCUGAUGAUGUAGAUCUUAAAUUAAUGCCUCCUAACCCAUGAUCGAAUAUCUUGCACAAAUUAAAUUUAAUCUGCAUAAUAUUGACUUAAUUAUUCA